Acanthocheilonema viteae is the source of this 1272-nucleotide messenger RNA. The record is from the annotation of a GenBank genome assembly. NCBI's taxonomy places the organism in Eukaryota, Metazoa, Nematoda, Chromadorea, Rhabditida, Onchocercidae.
AUGGACGGUGAUGGAGUGAUUGUUGUUGGGGAAGAUAAGGAAUCAUCAGUAGUAAAUGAUUUGUUAGGGUCAGAAUCUGAAGAAAUAAUAAGGGAAAAUGACGGAGAUGACGAUUUGGUGACACCGUGGGAUGUUACAGCAUCAAGCAAGAGAGGCAUUGAUUAUGAUAAAUUGAUAGCGAAAUUUGGAUGUUAUAAAAUAACACAAGAUUUGAUCAAUCGGCUUGAACGGAUUAUUGGCCAGAGGGCACAUCCAAUGCUGCGACGUGGACUGUUUUUUGCCCAUCGUGAUUUGUCAUUGAUUUUGGAUCGCUUGGAACAGAAAAAACCUUUUUUCCUAUAUACUGGCCGAGGUCCGAGUAGUGGUAGCCUGCAUCUUGGGCAUCUUAUCCCAUUUGUUUUUACAAAAUGGUUGCAAGAUGUAUUUGAUGUGCCUCUUGUCAUUCAGAUAACAGAUGAUGAAAAAUUCCUUUGGAAGAACCAUACAUUAGAUGAAAUCAAGCAUAUGGCAAAGGAGAAUAUUAAAGAUAUUAUUGCUUGUGGUUUUAGUCCUGAUAAAACUUUCAUUUUCUUAGAUACUGAGUAUAUGUGCCCGUCUUUUUUCACGAAUAUCUUGAAGAUAUGGAAACUUGUAACACUUAACCAAGCGCGGUCAAUUUUUGGAUUCACUGGUGAAGAUUCGAUGGGCAAAGCAGCUUUUCCUUCAAUUGAAGCAGCUCCAUGCUUCAGUAGUAGCUUUCCAUUAAUAUUUGGAAAACGAUCAGAUAUACCAUGUAUCAUUCCAUGUGCUAUUGAUCAGGAUCCUUACUUUCGAAUGUGUCGUGAUGUUGCGCCGCGAUUGAAAUAUUCAAAACCGGCGAUGAUUUACAGCUCAUUUUUACCAGCUUUACAAGGUGCACAAAGCAAAAUGGCUGCGUCUGAUACCACCACAUGUAUUUAUUUGGAUGAUACGCCUAAAAAAAUAAAAAAUAAGAUCAAUAAAUAUGCUUUUAGUGGUGGACGUGAUACAAUUGAAGAGCAUCGUAAAUAUGGUGGUAACUGUGAUAUUGAUAUUUCAUAUCAGUUCUUACGGUAUUUCAUGGAAGAUGAUGAUGAAUUAGAAAGUAUACGCAAACGUUACACAAGCGGCGAAUUGUUAACUGGUGAGCUUAAAGCAAUAGCCAUCAAAGAAAUUCAACGGAUAAUGGCAGAAUUGCAGCAGCGACGAAAAGAAGUGACUGACGAAAUAGUGGAAAGUUUUAUGAUCCCACGAAAGUUAAAAUAUGAUUACUAA